Messenger RNA from Rotaria sordida, 1545 nucleotides. The record is from the annotation of a GenBank genome assembly. Lineage: Eukaryota; Metazoa; Rotifera; Eurotatoria; Philodinida; Philodinidae.
AUGAUAUGUCAACGACAUUUACCAUUUAUUGCUAAUCGUAUUAUAUCUCUUAGUCUGUCUGAUUACAGAGAAACUCCCGGACAAAUUAAUCUAUUUCUAUCUUAUAUACCAUCAUUCAAUCAAUUCACUAAUCUACGUUCACUUUCAUUAUCUAACCUUCAUUCAUAUCAAACAUUAUUGAAACUCUUAAAUGAAUGUCAUCAUAUGAAUAAUCUUACUCAUUUAAAUUUUUAUUCUUGUUCUUUUCCAAAUGAGCAAGUCAAUUUCCAAUUUAUUGUUGACACAGUUUGGAGUUUACCAAAACUUACUAAUUGUUUUUUUAGUAUUAUGGAAGAACAACAGAUUUUUCAUAUGCCAACAGUUAUCUCUUCAUCUCUCAAAUAUUUAUCUAUCUUUGGAAGUGAACUUCAACGGAAUCAAAUAAAACGAUUAUUUGAUUAUACUCCUCGUCUUAAACAUCUUUCAACAUCAAUGAAGUCUGUUAUUGAUACUGAUUAUAUAGUAUCGCCAGUGCCAACAUUAACUACAUUGAAUCUUUAUUUUUUUGAUGAUCAUCUCACUUCGAAAAUUCAUCUUUUCUUCCAAGGUAUGCCUAAUUUAUGUCAUUUGGGUAUCAACAUACAGUCUGAACUGAUCGAUGGUUAUCGAUGGGAACAAAUCAUUCGUAAUUACUUGCCUACACUUAAAAUAUUUCGACUAAAAGUGAAAAAAAGACUUUUUCAACAGGAAAAUAUUCACGAACGAGUUGAUCAAUUGAUUAAUUCAUUUAGAAGUUUAUUCUGGAUUGAUGAACAUCAAUGGUUUGUUCGAUGUUUUACACAGAACAGAUUUAUUUAUCUCAACACUCUAUCUGAUUCGUUUGAUUGCUAUGAAAGUAUUUGUACCUCAUGGCGAUCGACAUAUCCACUCGAUAAUCAAAAAGAAUUUUAUGAUAAUAUGACUAGCAUCUAUAACGAAACAUUUUUCAGUCGACCGAUUCCUUAUUACAUUCGUUUAACUAAUAUCAAAUCUCUUUAUAUAAAACUCCCUAUCAAUAAUCAAUUUUGGUCUAUUGUUCCAAGUUUAAACCGACUACGCUCGCUUACAGUAUCAUCUCAUACUGAUGCUUUUCAAUCUCAAUUGCAAACUUUAUUAGAUCAAGCACUUCAUCUUUACACACUAACUAUUCGUCAAGAUACAUCAUUACCUUUACAAAUAUCAUUAUUCAAAUAUAUAAAUAAAUCAGUUCGUCGUUUCGAUUUAUAUGACUGUAAUUAUUGUUUCAACGAGAAAGAAUGUACUACAUUGAGUCGUUCAUCUCUUGGUAGUCAAUGUGAAGUUCUUUCCAUUCGAGUUAAGAAUCGCGAAAGUAUCGUUCAUCUUGUCAAAAAUAUGUUCAAUCUUCGAGCAUUAAUUGUCGAAUGCAUAGAUACAAAAUGUGAUCAACGAUCAAUAUUAACAAAAACCAAUGAUGAACUUAUUCAAUGGUUAAAAAGUCAUUUGCCGUUAACAUAUUUGAUCAUAAGAGAUCCAGAAACUGAUAAUGAUAUCUUAAUAUGGAUCUAA